UUAAAACACUGGAGAGUACUUUCAUCUAUAACAAUAACACACCGCAUAAAUAAACAUAUAGCUCGAUUCCAGGGAAACACCGAGGAGAAUUAGCGAUUAGCCAUUGGAGAUAACAAUUCGAAUUCGGCAAUAUUCAUAAUCAGACAGAGCUUGCAGUAGUAAUUCGAAUUUAGUCUGGAAAUGGCGUCAUUAUUCGUGUGGAUUUUAUUGAGCGUAUUGUAUCUUAGCCACCCAGGACAUUCAAAUUUUCUGGACGACUCCUGUGGAACCUCGUUACUUGUACCUAAAAUAUAUCGUGGUAAAAACGCAAAACCUCAAGCUACUAGAUGGAUGGCAUCCGUUUUUUAUUCAACACAAUUCGUGUGCGGCGGCACUUUGAUCCACAAGAGUUUUGUUUUAACUGCAGCUCAUUGCGUUGAACACGAAGGCGACCUAUUCGUGAAACUUGGUGCAUAUAACAAAGCUCUGGGGACCCAUAAGAUCCGUGUGAGCGACGCGAUAAGGCACCGAGAAUACAGAAAUAUGGAUUACCGCAAUGAUAUAGCACUGCUUAAGCUGGAACCCAGUGUGACUUUCAAUGAAAACAUAAGACCAAUAUGCAUUUAUUUGGACCAGGGAUGGGGGAAACAAAUUUGGAAGUUUCAUGCCUAUGGUUGGGGUCAAACAUCUGAGGCCACGGAGAGCGAUAUACUUCAAACUAUCACUCUUUAUCGAUCAGAUCCAGAAGAGUGCAAAUGGCUCUUGGGGCUGAAUCCCAAGGAGACACAGAUAUGUGCAAGAAGUUCAAAUAAUGGAGACACUUGUGGGGGCGAUUCGGGUGGUCCGUUGACCAGUUUACUGACUGAUGGAAUGCAUAAUUUCGAAACGCAAUUCGGAAUCAUCAGUCUUGGUACAAAACAUUGCAAAGGAUUGGGAAUAUAUACCGAUGUAUCGGACUAUGUUGAUUGGAUUGCGAGAGCGGUAACUACCACCCUUGAUAUGUGGUUGUACAAGGAUUGUGCCGGCUAUAACCUAGAAUCGAUCCUACGAGCAACCAUUUAUAUAGGCUAUCGCCAGACAGGGGGCGUAUUGAUUGCAAACCGAUAUGUCAUGACAAAUGCCGGAACCUUACCAAGUAAUCCCUACUUUUUACUUGUCGUUGUGAUGAAUACACGGUACAGAGUUCAAGACAUUUAUACGUCCAAAAGUGGUAUAGCAUUGCUAAAACUACAGCACCAGGUGAUGCCCAUAGAUGGAAUGAAACCGAUCUGUAUGUUCGGGACCAAUUACCUUCAGCAGCACGACCAACUUGGUAGUUAUUAUAUAUUUGGCAGUACAGAAUAUGGUUACCAAUAUUACUAUGAUGUUGAAACUGUAGACACCAAAAAAUGUGCAAAUCAUGUGCAAAAAAUAAUUGAGCCGAAUCAAUUUUGCGUCAGAUCUAAUCACUGGCAGUCACUUGUGAAACCUGGAGAUAUAUUGGCAGAAAAGAAGAUAUACUAUGUUCUGUUAGGUAUUGUCACUUAUUCAGCAAAUGGCUUGUACGUUAUAGAGAACGCUAGAACACAUACGGAGUCGAUUGCAAAAAUAAUUAUUUAGUCAUGGCAUUAUUACUAAAUUAUUAUUACUUAGAAGUAUUUUUUAAUAGUUUUUUAUAUGCUUUGGUCCUUUGCGUUUAAAGAAAUUGUAAACAUAUUUUAACAAUGAUACGUUUUCAUAUUUUUUCAAUUUGUGAUACAUUUUUUGAUUUUUACCCUUCUAUGGCUUGCAUAAAACAUUUUCGAAAGCAUUACGUUUAUAUUUUUGAGAAUGGGUUUUUUUUAAAACUAACUGUUUCAUGAUAUCAGUGCUAAAACAAUAAUGUUAAUAAAUCAACAAUAAAAAAGUAAUU
Drosophila subpulchrella is the source of this 1870-nucleotide messenger RNA. RefSeq names its product serine protease 52. Gene Ontology annotation, biological process: proteolysis. Gene Ontology annotation, molecular function: serine-type endopeptidase activity. The coding region runs from base 181 to 1578 and encodes 465 amino acids. The transcript is spliced from 6 exons. Lineage: Eukaryota; Metazoa; Arthropoda; Insecta; Diptera; Drosophilidae. The record is from RefSeq and is a predicted model, not a curated record.